Messenger RNA from Penicillium mononematosum, 818 nucleotides. RefSeq names its product putative transcription initiation factor subunit (TAF30). NCBI's taxonomy places the organism in Eukaryota, Fungi, Ascomycota, Eurotiomycetes, Eurotiales, Aspergillaceae. The record is from RefSeq and is a predicted model, not a curated record. The coding region runs from base 123 to 818 and encodes 231 amino acids. Gene Ontology annotation, biological process: regulation of transcription by RNA polymerase II; chromatin remodeling. The transcript has 7 exons. Gene Ontology annotation, molecular function: histone binding. Gene Ontology annotation, cellular component: Swr1 complex; NuA4 histone acetyltransferase complex.
AACCGCGCAAACUUGUCUCCGAGACGCCCACCUCUCCGCACGUCAACGUCCCCUUUCGGCCUCAAAACCUUAGAACCUCACGAUUCUCCAAGUGACGACCCCAAGUCGCCAAUAAAAUAAUCAUGCCUGACGUCAAGCGCACUGUCCGUCUCAUCACCGAGCAGAACAUUAUAGAUAAGCCAUCGGAAGUCGAGGGCUUCCCACAGCGAUCUUGGCAUAUUGAGGUCUGGCUCGUGAACGAGAAGGGCGCCUUGGUCCCCGCGAACCUGUUCGACAAGGUCACCUACCACCUGCACCCCAGUUUCGGUGAACGUGCUACCCAGGUCUUCAAGCAGCCGCCGUUCCGCAUUCAAGAGGAAGGAUGGGGUGAAUUCGAUAUGUCUAUCGAGCUGACUGCUGACAAGUCGUACACCAUUCAACAUGACCUGAACUUCGCCCAGACCCGUUAUGAAUCUAAGCAUGUGCUGACCUUCAAGAACCCCAAGCCUGCUUUGAUGGCCGCACUGCGCGAGUCUGGUCCCGUUCCCGGCGACGAGAAUGGUAUCAAGCACAAGCGCCCUGCCGGUGGCGAGGAGAGUGCCAAGAAGAAGAAGCGCACAGAUAAGAAUGUCGACAUGGACAAGCUUGCCGAUGGGCUCCAGAAGCUGAACGAAGACGACCUUCUGCAGGUUGUGCAGAUGGUUCAUGACCACAAGGCGGCGGACUCAUACACAAAGAACGAUGUUGAGCUCGGAGAAUUCCACGUGGACUUGUACACGCUCCCGGACGCAUUGAUCAAAAUGCUCUGGGAUUUCACGGCGGACCGCGGAGCCCUGUAA